UCGCGCUUCCGGUGCGGCGCGACGCGGCCGGGCGGGGGCGGCGGAGCGGGCGCAGCGCAGGGAGCGGCGCCGGAGAGGCACCGGCGGGAUGGAGCGGCCCGAGCGGGCUGCGGCGGCGCUGGGUGCCCAGCCCCGCGCCAACGGCUGCAGCGGCGCUGCCCACGGCGCCCUCCGCAACGGCUACGUGCGUGGCCUGCCCGCGCCCGACACCCAGAUAAAUCACAUUGUGCACAAUGGAGGAUUAUACAAAAGGCCUUUCAAUGAAGAUUUUGAAGAAACACCGAUGCUGGUUGCUGUGCUGACCUACGUAGGCUAUGGUGUUCUCACUCUCUUUGGAUAUCUGCGAGAUUUCAUGCGGCAGUGGAAGAUUGAGAAGUGUCAAAAUGCAACAGAAAGAGAAGAACAAAAGGAUUUUGUCCCAUUGUACCAGGAUUUUGAAAAUUUCUACAACAGAAACCUCUACAUGCGCAUCCGGGACAGCUGGAACCGUCCAAUCUGCAGUGUGCCAGGGGCCAAAGUGGACAUGAUGGAGAGAGUUUCCCAUGACUAUAACUGGACGUUUACGUACACGGGGAGAGUGAUAAAGGACAUUAUUAAUAUGGGUUCCUACAACUACCUUGGAUUUGCACAGAAGGCUGGGACUUGUCAAGAAGCAGCAGCUAAAGUUUUGUCCCAGUAUGGAGCUGGGGUGUGCAGCACUAGGCAGGAGAUGGGAAACUUGGACAAACAUGAGGAGCUGGAAAAGCUAGUUGCCAGGUUCCUAGGUGUGGAAUCUGCAAUGGCAUAUGGAAUGGGGUUUGCAACCAACUCUAUGAACAUUCCUGCUUUAGUUGGCAAGGGCUGUCUGAUUUUGAGUGAUGAACUGAAUCAUGCAUCGCUAGUGCUUGGAGCAAGACUGUCAGGAGCAACUAUUCGAAUUUUUAAGCACAACAAUAUGCAAAGCCUGGAGAAGCUGCUCAAAGAUGCUAUUGUGCAUGGGCAACCUCGUACACGGAGGCCCUGGAAAAAAAUUCUUAUCUUGGUGGAAGGAAUAUACAGUAUGGAGGGAUCCAUAGUCCGUUUGCCUGAAGUGAUUGCCCUUAAGAAGAAGUACAAAUCCUAUCUAUACCUUGAUGAGGCUCAUAGUAUAGGUGCCCUGGGUCCCACUGGCCGGGGUGUAGUGGAGUAUUUUGGCCUCAAUCCUGAAGAUGUGGAUGUUAUGAUGGGAACAUUCACCAAGAGCUUUGGAGCUGCUGGAGGAUACAUUGGGGGCAAGAAGGAACUGAUUGAUUACCUCAGGACAUACUCUCACAGUGCUGUGUAUGCAACAUCACUGUCACCUCCUGUUGUGGAGCAAAUCAUCACCUCCAUGAAGUGCAUUAUGGGUGAAGAUGGUACAACUGUUGGGAAAGCGCGUGUGCAGCAGCUAGCAGAGAACACGAGAUACUUCAGGAGACGACUGAAAGAGAUGGGCUUUAUCAUCUACGGAAAUGAAGAUUCCCCUGUUGUGCCUCUGAUGCUGUACAUGCCAGCAAAAAUUGGUGCAUUUGGGCGUGAGAUGCUGAAGCGGAACAUCGGUGUUGUGGUUGUGGGGUUCCCUGCCACCCCCAUCAUCGAAUCCAGAGCCAGAUUCUGUUUAUCUGCAGCUCAUACCAAAGAGAUGCUUGAUACGGCUUUAAAAGAAAUCAAUGAAGUUGGGGACCUUUUGCAACUGAAAUAUUCCCGUCACCGUUUGGUACCUCUCUUGGACCGUCCGUUUGACGAGACAACAUAUGAAGAAACUGAAGACUGAACUCCCUCCAUGUGCCUUGAUGGGAGGGACACACCCCGUGGGACACUCCGUGGCACGCAGGCCACAACGUCCAUGAACAACACACUUAUGACUGCUUAGAAUAAAAGACAUUUCCUCACAAUACUGAAGUGGCCACAUCAGCUCUAAAUGGCAUUUUGUAAAUAGGGAGAGGAGAAAAAAAAAAAAAGCUUUGAUUCCCGUGUCUUUGGGGUCCGGCCCUGAAGGUGCUUGGCUUUGUUUUUUUCUUGUUGCUUUUUUUAUUUAUUUGUCUCAAUGAGUUCACAGCAACCCAAGUUGGCUGUGGCUGAUCAGCUCAGACUUUGUAGGCACCAUUGGCUUCCCAAAUGCUGGCUGAGAUGUUGUGAGCAUGUGUGACGCUGGCAUGGCAGCAUUUCCAGUGUCACUGCUAGGUGUCUGACCUUCCCAGUAAGGAGUGAGCUGACCUGUCUGUUCUUGGAGACUUCCUAGAGAAACUGUUGAUUGCUAACUUUGACAUACUUAACAAGAUGGAUAAUCAACCAAAGUUUUUUUUUUUUUUCUUUUACAGUUACUUGUGUUUAAAACUUGAAUUUAGCCUUUUUAAAAUAAAUGUGUUGUUGACAUGUCACUGACA
This is a messenger RNA of Chroicocephalus ridibundus (black-headed gull), 2384 nucleotides long. RefSeq names its product serine palmitoyltransferase long chain base subunit 2 (gene SPTLC2). The transcript is spliced from 12 exons. Gene Ontology annotation, molecular function: serine C-palmitoyltransferase activity; pyridoxal phosphate binding. The record is from RefSeq and is a predicted model, not a curated record. The coding region runs from base 89 to 1771 and encodes 560 amino acids. Gene Ontology annotation, biological process: ceramide biosynthetic process; sphingosine biosynthetic process. Gene Ontology annotation, cellular component: serine palmitoyltransferase complex. NCBI's taxonomy places the organism in Eukaryota, Metazoa, Chordata, Aves, Charadriiformes, Laridae.